AUGAUGUAACAUGUUCUCAAUCACAUCGUCUGAGUGCGAGGAUGCGAGUGAGGUCGCUUUAAGGAAUAUCUGUGCUGCCAUCGGUCCCGAACAGCAGUAAGCCGACUCCCUCCCACCACUAACUCUCUGUCACUCUCUGCCAUCGUGGCUCACCUGGCGCAAAAGCAAAUGCGACUCCAAGUCAACACGAGAGGCUCCAUCUCGAAAAUGAAGACUACUGCACAGAGAAAAAUAAUGAAACUCUUGAAAGAUUGCCAACAUCAUUCGUAAAAUAAUUACAAAAUAGUUGACCCAACAACCCCUGUGCAUUUCAAGUGAGCCCAACAUAAUGGAGCAACAGCCCAACAGCAACUACAAUCAAGCCUCGUGGAAAGAGAUUCCGUGGAAUUUCACUGAGGAUUGCUCGCUCUCGUUGAGCGGCACCACCUUCCUCAUUAUAGCGUACAGCGCUGUUCUGGCGGUGGGUCUCGUCGGGAACUCGUGCCUGGUGUUUGUUAUCAUCAGGCACAAGGAGAUGCGCAAUGUCACCAACAUCCUCAUCGCCAAUCUGUCCGUCUCCGACAUCCUGAUGUGCGUCGUGUGCCUGCCGGUCACUAUCAUCUACACGCUGAUGGACCGCUGGAUCCUCGGAGAGACUCUGUGCAAGCUCACACCCUUCAUCCAGUGUAUAUCAGUCACUGUGUCCAUCUUCUCCCUAGUCCUCAUCGCCAUGGAGCGCUACCAGCUCAUUGUCCACCCCACUGGAUGGAAGCCGAUGGCAAGGCAGUCCUACUUAGCGGUGGCUCUCACCUGGAUCACAGGCUGUUUAAUCUCUGUGCCUUUCGUCAAGUACAGCAUCCUUACAUUGCCUUUCCAGAACCUCACCGUCCCCUUCCCGAUCAACGACCAACUUGUUUGUAUGGAGCGCUGGCCGUCGGUUCAAGCACGCCAGGCGUACACCACCUCUUUGCUCAUCUUCCAGUACUUCCUCCCCCUUUCCCUCAUCAUGCUAUGCUAUCUCCACAUCUAUCUGCGGCUGCGGAGGAGGAAGGACAUGGUGGAACGUGGCAGAAACACUACGCAAAAGAAUAAAAAAGGCGCCACAAGGAUCAACGUCUUAUUAACCGCCAUAGUGGUGGCCUUCGCUCUCUCCUGGCUCCCUCUCAACAUCUUCAACACAGUGUUUGACUGGAACCACGAGGACAUCCCAUCCUGUGGCCACGACAUCAUCUUCUCCUUCUGCCACCUCAUCGCUAUGGCCUCCACCUGUAUCAACCCAGUCAUCUACGGGUUCCUCAACAACAACUUCCAGAAGCAGCUCAAGUCCACCCUGUUGCACUGUCGCUGCUGGGGUGUUGCAGAGAGGUAUGAGAGUGUGCCGCUCUCCACUGUUAGCACAGAGGUUACCAAGGGGUCAGUCCUCAGCAAUGGUUCCAACAGCAUCAAUAUUUAAAGCGAAGCCUUUUGGUGAAAAACAAAGCAACUAGACCGGCUCCCUCCUCAGCUCCCUUUGCUUUAUUCUUUUGAGGCGUUUUUUUCUUCUUCUUUUCACUUUCACUGCAAAAGCAUGGUUGACAUUUGCAGAGAAUGUGACCAUAACUGUCCAGAGGGAAGUAAAGUCACCUCCCCGGCAUGACUGGUGCCCUCUAAUUGUUAUGGUUCCAGCCUAAAAGGAAGUGACAAAAUGACAGGACAAAGGUUGAAGAUGCUUUAAGUAAUAAAGGAUGACUGCAAGACACACUUCACAUAAAACUUUGUGCAUCUGCACUCUGUACAGUGCUGUGGGACCAUAGGAUAUUUAUUAGAAGCAUCUAGAAAAAAAGGAUACACCUUAGACAGUAUCUUUUCAUGCUGAACUCAUUGUAUUUAAAUAUUUGCAGCUUGCUUUGCAAACUGUAAUUCGGUGUAAUGGAAACUUCAAACGAAGUGACAAGGACAAGGUGGGUAUAUUGCAAAUGCUGACAGUAUUGAUGACUAUGAAAUAGAGUGUGACGCGGUAUGUGUUAAUGAUUAUUGACGGAGUAGCCUAUUACACAGUUGGAGGGGGGGGGGGGGGGGUAUUAUGAUGUGGUUCUGGGCGUUUAUGUGCAUUAUCUUAUCUUGUGUUUCUUAUUACCUAAACUCACAAACAAUGUAAUAAACCUUGUGAGCAGACACAUUCCAUGUUGUCCACCAGGGUGUUUGCAUCAAUAUAUCGUAUGCAAGUGGGGUUAGGAUUGCUAAUACACUGUGCCAUGCAACAAUAUAUCAAGUGCUGUAAAAAAAAAAAAAAAGUCAAAUGGGCAGUUCAGGCCAAAGUAUAAUUUCUAAAAUGUAUAUAACCCUACUUUAUGAAUGUAUGGCCUAUAAAAUAUGUGACCGUUCCAGUUUAUUGUGUAGUUGGCAAUAAAAAGCUUUAUGUAGCAUAGCAGGAAACAUGUUACUUUUUGUUUGUGAAUUAAAUUAAAACAUUUAUCGUUA
Molecule: messenger RNA, 2439 nt
Organism: Phyllopteryx taeniolatus (common seadragon)
Lineage: Eukaryota; Metazoa; Chordata; Actinopteri; Syngnathiformes; Syngnathidae
Gene: npy8br
Product: neuropeptide Y receptor Y8b
Exons: 2
Coding region: 329-1432 (367 amino acids)
Biological process (GO): G protein-coupled receptor signaling pathway
Cellular component (GO): neuron projection; plasma membrane
Molecular function (GO): neuropeptide binding; neuropeptide Y receptor activity
Source: RefSeq, a predicted model, not a curated record